Molecule: messenger RNA, 3961 nt
Organism: Glossina fuscipes
Lineage: Eukaryota; Metazoa; Arthropoda; Insecta; Diptera; Glossinidae
Product: GPI inositol-deacylase
Exons: 17
Coding region: 85-2901 (938 amino acids)
Biological process (GO): endoplasmic reticulum to Golgi vesicle-mediated transport; GPI anchor metabolic process
Cellular component (GO): endoplasmic reticulum
Molecular function (GO): phosphatidylinositol deacylase activity
Source: RefSeq, a predicted model, not a curated record
UCUUGAAAACUUCACUGUUGUUCAUUAUAAAAAACAAUAAAGUCAAACAGGAAGAACGUUCAUAUUUUUAGAGAUAUGUAAGAAAUGUUGAAAAAUUUCAUCGUGGUUUUAAUAACGUUUGCAUUUGGUUGGUUUUUGUAUGGAGCCCGUUAUAUAUUUUUAGAAGUAGAGGAAAAUGCCUGUCGCAUGACAUAUAUGUUCGGUGAACCCCAAUUCUUGAAAUUGAAAUUCAAAGAAAAUAAAGAAUUUCCCCAUUAUGGCCUGUAUUAUUACUAUGAGGGUCCGGUUCAGCAAAAUAUCAAAUAUUUAACGCUAAGAGGUGCUCCAGUGUUAUUUGUACCUGGCAACGCAGGAUCUUUUAAACAGGUGCGCUCAUUGGCUUCAGUGGCUUUGCAAAAGGCAUUGGAUAACGAACACAAUAUACAGUUAAAUUAUUUUGCAAUUGAUUUUAAGGAGCAAUUAUCUGGCUUUUACGGUGGUUAUUUGGAAGAUCAAAAGAUGUUUUUAAAACUCUGCAUUCAAGUCGUUUCAAACAUAUAUGAAAAAAAGAAAAGUGUAAUCAUUAUCGGUCAUUCAAUGGGAGGCAAAGUGGCGCAAGCGGUUUUAGAGCAGCGAGGCGAUUUUACGAAAAUCAAUAGUAUAAUUUUUAUCUCUUCUCCACUGGACAUUCCCGUAAUAAAUCUUGAUUAUGAAAUCCAAAAGUUCUAUGUGAAUAAUGAAAAAUUUUUGUCAAUCAAUCGUGAACGAUAUUUGGCACACAACGAAACGAAUACUUGUGUUGAUUUAUAUCAAAAUGUUUCGUAUUUUCGAAGCCAAUCAAGUUUCAUGGAAAAUAUCCUGAUGAUAUCAAUUGGUGGUGGUAAAAGAGAUUUAAUGGUGCAAGAAUCCUUAACGAUAUCUAAAUAUUCUGACAUACAUGCAAUGACUUCAUCAAUACCAAAGGUUUGGUUGAGUUGCGAUCACUUGUCCUCAGUGUGGUGUCUUCAGCUGGUUAAGGUCAUUAAUCGCUUCAUUUUUGCUGUAGCUACCGUUGAUUCUCGCAAUGACGUAUUCUAUUUAGACGAAAAGGGUUUACGUGUUCAAGCAGCAAUGAAUUAUUUUGUGAAACCUCUAAAUAGGCAUAAGGUAAUCGAGUUGUACUUCAACAGUAAUUAUAAAUCCGUGUGGGAUGAACAAUCUAAAAUAGUUUAUGGAAAGCUAUUUAAAAAUGGUUUACGGCAUUAUUACAAUCAGCUGCUUACAAUCCAAAAAUACAAAGAUUAUAAGAAAUUUUUUAUGGAAGUAACCGGUCUCGAUGAGAAUAAUUGGCUUUUUGCGUGCUUAGAAACUUUCCACGAAGGUAAUUCGCUUGGAUGCAACAAAGGAAUUCCGAUAUCUCACUACAUUCAAAAUAUACCGGCGCAGGAUACAUUCCGAUCCGUAAGCUUAAUUGAUGUCGAACAUGUUUUAAAAUAUUACCCCAAUUGGACUCAUAUAAUGAUACGAUUACCACCUACAAAUAAAAAGGUUUCUUUUAAAAUCGAUAUUUACAAAGCAAAUGAACGUAAGAUUAUUUUGAAGGCUCCGCGAUUUUCCUUUGACCGAAAAGUUCUGAUAACUGAAACAACUCACGCAACUAUGCAUUAUAUGAUUUUAAUUCAAGAUUUGGAAGAACCUAUUUCAACAUUGAGGUUUGAUAUUGAGCCAAUUGCUUGCGUAGACAAACCUUUCCAAAUCACAGGAAAAAUAUGCGUACCUUGGGUUCGUGGCUUCGAAAGAUAUAAACAUUUAAGCCAUAAUACGCUGGACAAAAGUAUUUACGUUAAUGUUCCUAUACCUACACCGACGGGAUACAACACCUCUGUGAAUCCAGUAUGUCUUGAACUAUUCUUGGACCCACCUUGCCGUUAUAAGAUAAGCUACCAACUCUCAAUUGCUGGCACCGCUUCGAAAAUUGUUCAAGAAUUUUAUCAUUGGUUGCCUGCGCAUUUGACGAGUGUUCUUCUUAUAAUUUUAAAGCACGAAAUCGUCAAUUUUCAGAAUCCAAGAAACUCGUGGUUUAUCAAACCCUACGUUGCAUUUUUUCAAUAUAAAUCUUUUUAUAUAAUAACAGCAUGUCGUCUCUUAAGAAAACUGUUAGCGCCAUUUGAGAUUUUACCGAGUGCUGCAAUAUCAAAUUAUACCAUCUAUAUUUUAAUUGUAAUACACAGUACUGCCAUCGUUGUUUCCAUUUUGUUUGUAUCUAUAAUUUGGAUAAUGCUGGUGUUGUACGGAAACCUGUUGUAUAAAGUUGCAUCCAAUUUAGUGGGCAUAUCCAUACCUUUAUCGAAUGUGCUUACGCAGAUGGUUCCAGCCUUACCACUGAGUUUCGGAAUUGUCUUCAUAUCGAUUGCCUAUGCUUCAUGUAGUGGUGUCGCGCUUGCCUUGGCUUCAGUAUUCUAUUUCGUAACGUUGGCGAAUACAUACAAGCGCUACUUGCAAAGCUGGGUUUUAGAAAACUUAAAUGAAUUGCACACAAGGUCAUCAAAUAAGCAGAAUGAUACGGGACAAGCAUCGUGUAAUUACUGUGAAGGCUUAAUGAAUUUGACUUUCCAUACAAUAAUGUUGUUACUCUUAAUAACCAUGACUGUAAUAAAUUGUGGAGUUACUAUAGCUUGGAUGAAGUCCGAAAGCAAUGGUUUCACAUUUAGUGACCCCUUCCUGUUACCAGCGAUCAUUGUGUUAUUAUGCAUGAGUAUAUUAUUGCAUCUAAAGGCUCCUCACAUGUCUUUUGGAUACCAUAUCAUCGUCAUCACGCUUUACCUUUGUGCCAGUGCUUGCAUACUUUACUGCCAGGAACAUAUAUUUGGGCUGAAAUAUACUAUUGCACUUGUCUACGUUCUUAUUACAAUUCAAGAACUGCUUCACUGUAUUAUAAAAUGAUGACUUUCUUAAUAUGUUAGGUCAAAGUUAGUACAAUAAAACUUACUGCUUAUAUUGCUCACAGUUACUGAUAUAUCACUAACCAUCAGGAUAAUCACGUGUCUGAAAAUUAGUUUUCGUCUGUGAUAAAGCCAAUAGUUAAUAAACGUUUUUUUGCGAUGACGUAAGAUUUCCGUGUCUUUUUCGUCACUAUCAUUCAUGUGUUAACGAAGAAGCAAAAAAAAGAAGCAAACUUGUAUUUAUAUUUAUAUGUGGCUGUCAACAUCCAAAAAGUAGCAGCUAGUUGUUCUGCUUGAUAAAUUGAUAAACGAACCUUACUUUUAGCUAAAAGGGUGUGCGAACCACGGCGCAUUAAAGAAAUUUCAAAUUUAUUAAAAAGGAAAUAGGCAUUUCGCUUGUAACAAUCAACAUCCGCUGGAGUGAACGCAUCUUGUUUAAGGCUAAUAGAAAAGCUAGUUUUUUCUGCAUUUUUUAAAUUGAUGGAGCGAACAAUUAUAUAAUGAUAAGUAUUCUUCAAGCGAAUUAUAUGCAUUGAUUCGCUAGGAAGUCGCUGACCAUUUUUAAAAUAAUAACAGAGUGUAGUGAAUAUGUUGUAGUGUGAUCGAAUAUCAUGGUUAAUAUGCAUCCACUUUGAAGUGUGACAGAACUAUGCAAAAUUAGCAUAAUUCAUUUGUAAAAAGAAAAAAGAGAAUUAUAUCAGAUGUCAACUAGCUGAGAGUUGCAUUUCGUAAUGCGAUACAACGCUAGGCGCCCUAAUCAAAUUAAUCUUUCACAGUUUUAUGCUUACGCUAGCAAUAAGAUAUUUUGAGAAAUUUACGUAUAAAGAGCCAUGCCAAAAUUAAAUAAAGUCAAUUGUUAUGAAUUAACUAUUCAACAAAACGUUUCAUUCGCUGCAUUGAAGGCGUUCCAACUGCCUACUUUAUUUAGCUAGGGACAACUUCUAGCCGAUCUCUGUGUUGGAAGCUGAUCGUCUUGACGGAAACAGCAGAGCAGUUUAGAAACUUAUUCUGCAUGAAUACCAAAAUCACCCAAAAAGAUCCAUAGAGAAUCUUUCUAUAAC